AUGAGGAACUCCGAAAGAAUAAAUAGAAUAGCCUACACUUUGUGCAUUUGUAAUUGGAUUAUUGGACUGGGCGUUAUUCAAUAUCCACUAGGCAAUCGCCGUUCAACACUUAGCUUAGUAUAUUCGUCAAUGUGGGUCAUAAGUUACUGCUCAAUCUGUGCUGUGGCAUAUCCGCACAUGAUGAACUGGUCUGCCGAUAAGGGCACAUUGGCAGUGACUUUGCAGCUUCUCUUUUGUUCAAAAAUUGUCCUUACCGUUGGCGUGAUUGUACUUGCGCGGUUUCGCAGCGAGGGUACGUUCAAGAGCAUAAAAGAGGCAAUUAUGGUGAACGACCUGAUAGAACGUAUAAGUGUCAAUAUUAGUGAUAAAAAGAUGAGAAUAGCUUACGUAGGUAAAUUGACAACGUACGCAAUACUCGUCACCGCUUCCGUAACAGUUUAUGCUCUUUCGAUAACCACGAAACCAGCACCAUUGUAUGCAAAAAUCUCGGCUGGAAUAACACUUAGCUAUCCUGUGGUUAUAAUUGUCGUUGGUCGUAAAUAUCAGAUCUUAAACGAAUCUUUGAAAGGCAUCCUGACUAAUGAACCUGAUGCAUCAAGACAUAAACGUUUGGUAAAUUAUCUAACAAAUGAAGAUCAUAAAUUAACUCUCGAUGUAAUCAGCCAUACUGUCAAUAACCCAACAAGCUUAAUAAAAUUAGCAAAGACUAUUCAUUUACAUUUAACAAAAGUGUGCGAAGAAAUAAAUGAUACAUACGGGCUACAAAUAUUGCUCUCAAUUAUUGUCGCAUUUGUUGUCAUAACUGGAAACGUAUACAUAUCUUAUAUUUUACUGCAGGACGGUUAUAAAAAAAGACAUUUAGCAUUAAAAGCAAUUGCCAAUUCGGCAGUAUGGAUCCUCUAUUACGCUAUCAAAAUUUCUAAUUUUACUCGAGCUUGUAGUCAAUGUAAACAACAUUCCAUCGAAACGGGAGAUCUGUUGAACAAAUAUUACGAUGAUCCAUUCGCCAAUGAGGAAGUUCAAAGUGAAAUAAGGGAUUUCAACAUGCAACUGAUACAAAGGCCAGUAAACUUUACAGCUGCAGGAUACAUUGCGCUUAAUACGCAUCUUAUGCAGAUUAUGGUGUCUACGAUUACAACUUAUUUAAUGAUUUUAAUUGAACUUGGGAAAGUGCACUAGGAAUAGCAUCCAGCAGCCAAUAUUAGCGAGGUUUCAGCGAAAGAUAUCGGAAGGUCGCUUAAACGACAUACGUACAUUAGAGUAAAAUUACAUGAACAGGAAUUUUCAUUUAUUAAUAAGACGUAAGAAUUUGCAAUAAAUGUUCCUACCAUAAAAAAGCGAAAUUAUA
Molecule: messenger RNA, 1348 nt
Organism: Phymastichus coffea
Lineage: Eukaryota; Metazoa; Arthropoda; Insecta; Hymenoptera; Eulophidae
Product: putative gustatory receptor 28a
Exons: 7
Coding region: 1-1179 (392 amino acids)
Biological process (GO): sensory perception of taste
Cellular component (GO): axon; neuronal cell body; dendrite
Source: RefSeq, a predicted model, not a curated record